AUGCCUGUUGCAGCCGUUGGACAAUUCUGUGCUAUAGGAGAUAUUGAUAGAAACCUUACCAUUUGCUGUGAUCUCAUUCAGCGUGCAGCCAAUUUUGGUGCUGUCAUGGCUUUUUUGCCUGAAUCUUCUGACUUUGUAUCUUCUGAUAAAGAAGUAAUCAAGUCUAUUAUGUCUUCUGAUAAACAUACUAAUUUUAUACAAGCUAUCAAAGACCAAGCAGAAAAGAACAAUAUCUGGGUCUCUCUCUGCAUUCAUGAAGUGGCCAAGGAUAGUGAAAAGCUCUGGAAUACAGAAUAUGUGAUUGAUAAUAAGGGCAAUAUUGUGAAGCACUACCACAAAACACACCUGAUGAGUAUGAUUUUCAAGGAUGGACCUCAAAUGAAAGAAAGUGACAGUAUUUUACAAGGCGAGGAAAUCGGAUACCCUGUAGAGACACCAUUAGGUAAAUUGGGAUUACAAAUGUGUUACGAUAUGCGUUUUGGUGAGCCUGCCAUCAUGUUGCGACAGCGCGGUGCUGAAUUGUUAGCGUACCCUAGUGCCUUUACAAUUAAUACAGGCAUGAUGCAUUGGGAACCUUUGCUUAAAGCCAGAGCAAUUGAAACACAGUCUUAUGUAAUUGCUGCUAAUCAAAUUGGUCAACAUGAUGAAAAGAGAUCAACUUAUGGACAUGCUAUGAUUGUCGAUCCUUGGGGAACUGUGUUAGCUCAAUGCCCUAGUCAUAACAGUGAUCCUUGUAUUGCUAUUGCCAAUAUUGACUUAGACUAUUUGAAUCAACUUCGUGAAGAAAUGCCUGUCAUGGAGGACCGUAGAACUGAUUUAUACCCUAAGAUUGGCUAA
Molecule: messenger RNA, 837 nt
Organism: Gilbertella persicaria
Lineage: Eukaryota; Fungi; Mucoromycota; Mucoromycetes; Mucorales; Choanephoraceae
Product: carbon-nitrogen hydrolase
Exons: 2
Coding region: 1-837 (278 amino acids)
Molecular function (GO): hydrolase activity, acting on carbon-nitrogen (but not peptide) bonds, in linear amides
Source: RefSeq, a predicted model, not a curated record